Molecule: messenger RNA, 234 nt
Organism: Symbiodinium natans
Lineage: Eukaryota; Dinophyceae; Suessiales; Symbiodiniaceae
Source: the annotation of a GenBank genome assembly
AUGGAUACUUGUGGGACGCUCGUCGACCGGCGGUUCAUCGUUGAGGUCGACAACCGGACAGAGGAGAACAUGAUCCUGGAUGGGGAACUGUUCGAGUCGGGGGGAUGGCAGCGGAAGGAGAACAGCUUGAAGUCGAAGGAGGUGACCAAGCUCGAGUUCGUCAGCACCGAGGUUUUCCAUGGCCUUUCUGGUCUGUUGUGGUAUGUGAGCGAGAAGAGCUUGGACACUAGGUAG